Molecule: messenger RNA, 1197 nt
Organism: Rhodotorula graminis WP1
Lineage: Eukaryota; Fungi; Basidiomycota; Microbotryomycetes; Sporidiobolales; Sporidiobolaceae
Exons: 6
Coding region: 1-1197 (398 amino acids)
Source: RefSeq, a predicted model, not a curated record
AUGGCCGACACGCACUCGCCGCUCGUCCUGCCUGCGCCUCCACCGCCGCCGCCGCCGGCCGCCGUCGUCGCCGACCACGGUCGCCCGGCGUCCAUCGCCUCGGACGGGUCAGCGCAGACCCUCCGCCCGAAUGCUGCUGCCGUCGAGCAUGCGGCCGAGCUCAAGGAGGUCAACGUCGACGACCUGACGCGCGAGAUCUCCGACCUCUCUACCCUCGUCACGUCCCUCUCGAGCGACCUGUCGACCCUCCUCACCCAGCGCGACAGCCUCAUCGCCUCGAGCCCGCUCGCGACGCCGACGCACCUCGCCGCCCUGCGCACGUCGACCACCUCGCUCGGCGACGCGCUCGUCGCCGUCCUCCCCUCGGCCCUGCACAGCACGUCGCUGCGCCUCGCGCGCCUCGAAGCCCUCGCGCAGCAGGGCGCCGUCGCCGCGCUCGACGCCGAGCUGCGCACGCUCCGCGAGGGCUUGCUCACGGCGCAGGGGGACGCGGGCCGGAUCGAGAAGGACGUGAGGGCGGCGGCGUGGGACGAGGUGGACGCGAGGGAGAGCGCCAAGCGGCGCCUCGAGGAGAGGGUGAGGGCGGAGAAUGCCGGGUUGGGCGAGGAGCAGGUGCUCGAGGCGGUGAGGAGCGCUUUCGUCGAGGCGCAGAAGAGGGUGGCUCGGCUAGAUGUCCUGAGCUACGCAGGGUGGGUCGCGCUCGAGAACCCGGCGACCGAGUUGGCGCAGCUUCUCGACGAAGCGGGCGACGCUCGCUCGCUCGCGCGCACGGACACGCGCUUCUCGGCUGCGACGACGCUCGUCGACCCGUUCGCCGACCCAGGCGGUGCGACCGGCGACGGCUACGGCUACGACAAGCCGGAGAACGAGCACGACCUCGGCCUUGGCGGCGAGGACGGCGAGCGGCAGCCGCUGGCGAGAAUGGCGACGAGCUCGACGGGCGGUCCGAGCGGGCGAGGGGACGAGGAGGCGCUCGUCGGCGGUGCGAGCGGCGGCAGGCAGAGAAAGUUUGGCCGGUGGAUGAUGCUGCAGAUGCACUGGAGGGACUACCUUCUUCGCCUCGGCCUCCUCUUCUGCUCGGUCGGGCUCGUCGUCGGCGUCGUCGUCUACCAGUCGAUCGCGCAGCAGCGGCAGAACGAGGAGGCCCUGUCGUCCCUCUCGUCAGAUCCUUCCCUCCCUGCCGCCACCUCGUCGUGA